AUGUCUCUGCAACCCGAGAUAUCAGCCACUGCUCCGAAACCGACCAUCGAGGAGGCUCUUGAACACGCCAAACGCGCGUUCGCUCUCCAAAAGUAUGAGCAGGCCGUCGACCAUUAUGCCACUGCUCUCGAGCUCAUGACUGCCAAGCAUGGCGAGAAGGCCCCGGAAACUGCUGACCUCUACUUCUCUUAUGGAAAGGCACUGUUAGAGAAUGCUAUUGCGCAGAGCUCUGUGUUGGGGAAGGAACAGACGGAAGACACCGUGCAAGCCGCCGUGGGCGACGCGAAAACUUCUGGGACAAGUGGAACCGGCGCGUUCCUCUCGUUCUCGGGCGAUGCAGAUGACACGGAGGAUAUGGCGGUGGACCUGUUUGCUGAAGCGGAGAAGGCUGUGGAUGAGAUGGACAAGGAGGAGGAAGAAGACGACGAUGACGAUGAGGGAGAGCCGGAGGAUGACUUCAAUGCUGCUUGGGAGGUGCUGGACCUUGCGCGCGCGAUCUACGAGGAGCAGCAGGAUGAAGACGAUCGUAUCAAGCUCAGACUCGCCGAUACGUAUAUCGCACUCGGUGAUGUUUCUCUUGAGACAGAGAAAUUCGACCAGGCCAUAACGGAUUACCGCCAGGGUCUGGAGCUGAAGAACACGCUACUUCCCUUCUCCUCGCGACAGAUCGCGGAAGCACACUACAAACUCAGUAUUGUCCUCGACCUUACCUCUGGCCAGUUGAAUGACGCGAUCGAGCACGCGGAGAAAGCUCUCGGCAGCGUGGAGGCGCGCCUGGCAGAGCUGAGGGAUAUCCUCAGUGGGCAGGGCCUCGUCACCGCAACAGAAGAAAAGCCGGAUGUAAAGGGCAAGAGCAAGGCGACCGGCCCUAGUGUCUUGGCGGAUGAUGCGAUCCAGAUCAUGGGUAGGAGCCAGAUGGAGAGCGAGGUGAAGGAACUCAAUGGCCUGAAAGAGGAUCUGGCGCUCAAGGUGGAAGAGCUCAAGAUGCCCCAGGAGCCCGUCGAGUCUGCACCCGCUAUGGCUGCGAAGGCACUGGACCGCGAGCUGAACCCUGGAGCGUCUGUCGAGGCAACGACAUUCUCACCGACAGUGGUAAACGAUUUAACAGGGAUAGUCAAGAAAAAGAAAAAGGCGUCAGAGGCCAAUGAGGCCGUCAAGCGUAAGGCCGAAGAAGAGGCAGGGUCAUCUACCGAGAAGAAAGCGAAAGUAGAUGGUGCAAAUUCGUGA
Molecule: messenger RNA, 1227 nt
Organism: Sparassis crispa
Lineage: Eukaryota; Fungi; Basidiomycota; Agaricomycetes; Polyporales; Sparassidaceae
Product: NASP-related protein
Exons: 6
Coding region: 1-1227 (408 amino acids)
Biological process (GO): DNA replication-dependent chromatin assembly; CENP-A containing chromatin assembly
Cellular component (GO): nucleoplasm
Molecular function (GO): histone binding
Source: RefSeq, a predicted model, not a curated record